Messenger RNA from Schizosaccharomyces cryophilus OY26, 3084 nucleotides. Its product is annotated as peptide-transporting ATPase. The transcript has a single exon. The record is from RefSeq and is a predicted model, not a curated record. Gene Ontology annotation, biological process: transmembrane transport. The coding region runs from base 474 to 2843 and encodes 789 amino acids. Gene Ontology annotation, molecular function: ATP hydrolysis activity; ABC-type oligopeptide transporter activity; ATP binding. NCBI's taxonomy places the organism in Eukaryota, Fungi, Ascomycota, Schizosaccharomycetes, Schizosaccharomycetales, Schizosaccharomycetaceae. Gene Ontology annotation, cellular component: membrane.
UUGGAAAUGAACAUGAACUUUUCAGAAUUGUUGAUUAAUGGAUCCAAGAAUUCACGAAAAAGUGAGUUUCAACGUUUUGUUUUUGCGACAAAACGUUGAAAAUACGUGAAUAGAAAAGAGGAUUUCAAAACAUUAUGACUAGUUAGAAGAUAAAUACUGUGUACAAAGGUAGUAUUUAAAUUUUUCCUCCAGAAAUGAACGAGAUGCCUAACCGUUAAAAGUAAAGAUCAAACGGACUAGCGUUCAUUUUAUUCUUAGACCUUAUAAAAAUUCCACUUAAGGAAACUGAACAGUCUUUUGUUGGAAUCAAGCUUGAUUGUCGAAUUACAUCUUUACCACAACUUUUGUCAAGUGGUAAAAAGUGAAACCUUCCAUUUGUCGUCACAAGAAUCCAUUUGAAAAAGGUGAGCUGAAUUUGUUUUUAUUCAUUCUUGUAAGUGUUUAUACUCUUCCUGUCUUCAUGUAUAAAGCAAAUGGUUGUCGACCUUAUUCGUAAAAAUGCAGUCCAUCCCCGUCGGUUCCAAUGCCAAUUUCUUUUGAAUAAUGUUGGUUCGUUUCAAGUGAACUUUUGCUCCAAGAUAUCGGUUCCUACAAAGUAUUCUCUUUUGAGUCAUGCAUCGUUUGUAACACAAUCUUUUCCUGCUUCCUCUCACUCGAAGGAGUCUUUUCAAUCGAAGGAUAGUAUUAUUUCUCCUAAAAACUUGUAUCGUAUGUUCUCUGUCCAUCACCAUGCAUUCAUGAAUCCGACCUUGCGAACAUCUUUGCCUUUCUUACCCAGGUACCCACUUCAGUCUUCCUUUCAACCAAUUAAGCACUUCCCGUAUCCUUCCCUGCCCUCAUAUGGCAUCUAUUCUCCAUUCGUUCCCACAACUUGUAUUCGAUACAACUCGACACUUUCUUCUGGUUCCAAAGGAUUACGCAAUCCGAAUAUUCCUCCAAAUCCAAAAAUUCAUCGAUCUCAAAAUAGCUUUUCUAAUCCUAGUAACCCAUCGCGUCCAGAAGGACAGAAGCAAAGCAUUAGUCAGUCUUCCGGGGAGUCUGUUCCCAAAAGUCCUCCCGAACCUAAAAAAGUAAGCUUUUUUAAUAUUCUUGUCCUUGCUAGAGGUCAAGGAAAGAAGUUUACCGUUGCUGCAAUACUUCUGUUAAUUUCCUCUUCAAUUUCCAUGUCGAUUCCGUAUGUUGUAGGUAAGAUUCUGGAUGCAGGAUCUGGCGCUACUCAAAUUGGAUUUACAGAAAUCAUGGGGAUUCCUUCCAACACCUUUUAUAUGGGUCUACUUGGUCUGUUUUUGAUUGGUUCUGCUUGCAAUUUCGGUCGAAUCUUGACACUGCGACUUCUAAGUGAAAAUAUCAUAUCUCGACUCCGUUCUCGUCUCUUUGCUAAAUGCCUUACUUUAGAUGGGCGUUUUUAUGAUUCUCACUUACAUGGAGACAUCAUUUCUCGCUUAACCACUGACAGUAGUAUAGUUGGAAAGUCACUCUCUACAUAUCUUAGUGAUGGAUUAAGAAGUACUGUUAGUGCUGUCGCUGGGAUUGCUAUGAUGUUGUAUACAUCUUUAACGCUUACUGGUUAUAUGUCCUUGAUUGUCCCUCCAAUAGCGUUAGGUGCUUUCUUUUAUGGAGAAUACGUUCGUAAAUUGUCACGUAGAACCCAAGAUGCUUUAGGUGAUCUUACUCGAGUCUCAGAGGAAAAACUAGCAAACGUCCGUACCACACAAGCAUUCUUAGGAGAACGCCAGGAGGUCCAUCGUUAUAAUAAUUAUAUUCGCAAUCUCUUCAACCUUGCUCGCAAAGAAGCCUUGGCAAGUGGUAUGUUUUUUGGCACCACUGGUUUUUUCGGGAAUGCAACCGUUAUUGCUAUACUUGCGUUGGGUGGUAAAAUGGUUGCUACUGGUGACAUUACUGUUGGCCAGCUAAGCUCCUUCUUGCUUUAUACUGUUUACGCUGGAGGAAGUAUCAUAGGUCUUUCUGGGUGUUUUACAGACAUAAUGAAAGGUCUUGGUGCAGCUAGUCGGUUGUUUGACUUGUUGGAUAGUGUUCCUCAAAUUACUCCAACCACUGGAACACCAGUUCCUAAUUCCAUUCGAAAUUCAGUAUUGACUUUUGAGAACGUUGGUUUUGCAUAUCCUACGAGACCAAAAUCUACAAUUUUCAAAGAUCUCUCCUUUGAAAUACAACCCGGUAUGAAUAUUGCUAUUGUUGCAGCUAGCGGAGGUGGAAAAUCAACCCUUUCUCAGCUUUUAUUGCGAUUCUAUAAUCCAGUUUCUGGAAGAAUUCUUGCUAAUGGAACUGACAUUUCUACCUUUAAUGUACAACAGUGGCGCCGUCACUUUGGUGUUGUUGGUCAAGAACCAGUUCUUUUUACAGGAACAAUUAGAGAUAACAUUUCUUAUGGUAAUCAAAAUGCAACUCAAGAGGAAAUAGAGGCAGCUGCUCUUCGUGCUGAUUGUGGGUUUAUAUAUUCUUUUCCAGAUACUUGGGAUACCCAAGUCGGAAUGCGUGGUUUGCAACUCAGCGGAGGACAAAAGCAACGUAUCGCAAUAGCCAGAGCACUCCUUCGGACUCCUGCAUUCUUGAUUUUAGAUGAAGCCACUUCUGCUCUGGAUGGAGAAGCGGAGGUCAUGGUUAAUCGUACUAUCCAAUCAUUGAUGCAGAAUCGAAAUAUGACUACAAUAACAAUUGCUCACAAACUAGCUACCAUACGAAGCGCUGACCUAAUUUUAGUCGUUGCUGAGGGUAAGAUUCUCGAAAAAGGAAAGUUUGAUGAACUCUCUCAACCAGGAACUUACUUUUAUCGAUUGAUAAAAUGGCAGUUGGGGAGGACUGAUGAUGUAGCUCCUCGGUAGGUAGACAAUUACUUUUUUGGUUUAUUGGAUUGACUUGCUCAAACCGUGCAAGCAAUAAUAAUAGACGAACUAGAAGACGAAUGCCCAGACGUGAAGUUACGGCUAACGCGUUCAGUUAUCCUUGUUUUGUUUUUAUAUUUAAUAGAUAUUUUCAUUGAAUUAUUAGCUAGUAGAGAAGCAGCAUGAGAUAUGUUCAAUCGUUAAUUGAACGGGUAGACUUCAUUAAAAAAAUUGAAUCCAC